Aspergillus caelatus is the source of this 1185-nucleotide messenger RNA. RefSeq lists its product as uncharacterized. Gene Ontology annotation, cellular component: intracellular anatomical structure. Gene Ontology annotation, molecular function: NADP binding; NADPH dehydrogenase activity; FMN binding. The transcript has 3 exons. The coding region runs from base 1 to 1185 and encodes 394 amino acids. Lineage: Eukaryota; Fungi; Ascomycota; Eurotiomycetes; Eurotiales; Aspergillaceae. The record is from RefSeq and is a predicted model, not a curated record.
AUGGGCUCAAUCUUCCAAUCACCUAGAGCGAUCGGCGCAACGAGCAUACCAUACUACACCCCCGUCAACAACCCUGGUGCAGCGGUUGACCCAGGCCCCAAGACUCCCACGCUGUUUCAACCACUCCAAAUCCGCGAUGUCACGCUCAAAAACCGCAUCAUCGUGGCGCCCAUGUGCAUGUUCUCUUCCGAGGGCGAGCCCAGCUCCCCGAAUGUCGGGGCUCUGACGGAUUUUCACAUCGCGCAUUUGGGCCAUCUGGCCACGAAAGGUGUGGGCAUAGUGAUGAUUGAGGCGACCGCGGUGCAGCCAAACGGGUGGAGAUCUCCCAACGACUCCGGUCUCUGGCAGGAGGGGACCGACCCUGGUCAGUUCAAGGCGUUGCGUCGGGUCGUGGAUAUGCGCGGCAUCCCAAUUAAAGCUGACGAGAGCGUUGGAGGGUGGCCCGACGAUAUGGUCGCACCGACUGGAGGCGAGGAGUUUAAAUGGGCGCCGGGACAGACGCAGUACUGGGCUCCGAGAGAUCUGAGUAUUGGCGAGAUUCAGGAUCUUGUCACCUCGUUUGCGAGAAGUGCACGCACAGACGUGGCAGCUGGCGUAGAUAUCAUUGAAGUCCAUGGCGCGCACGGCUAUCUGCUACACGUAUUCCUCAGUCCGGUCACUAACCGCCGAGAGGAUCGGUAUGGUGGGAGCUUUGAGAACCAAGUCCGGAUCGUGCGAGAGGUGACCACUGCUAUCCGCGCCGCAAUCCCGAAUGAUGUACCACUGUUUCUUCGCAUUAGCGGUACCGAGUGGCUGGACGGGACCUCCUGUGCGGCGAAUACUGGAAGCUGGGAUCUGGCAUCGUCAAUUCAGCUUGCCAUGUUGCUUCCGGAGUUUGGGGUGGAUCUGGUGGACGUGAGCUCUGGUGGAAAUCACCGAGAGCAAAGCAUCCAGCACCAUGGGAACUACCAAGUGGAUUUGGCGGGGGAAAUUCGCCAGACGAUUCGGGCAGCUGGACAGAAUACCUUGGUCGGUGCCGUGGGGUUGAUCCGGGAUCCUGAAGCAGCCCGCGAUAUCGUGCAAGGAGCAGACCAAGAAUUCCCUGGCAUGGAUGCGGGAGCACUGAUGUUCUGUCCCCCUAAGCUUGGGAUUCUCGCAGCUGUCUGGGUUGCUUACUCGUUGACAGGCGUUAUUCUCAUUCUGUAA